Molecule: messenger RNA, 558 nt
Organism: Fulvia fulva
Lineage: Eukaryota; Fungi; Ascomycota; Dothideomycetes; Mycosphaerellales; Mycosphaerellaceae
Exons: 2
Coding region: 1-558 (185 amino acids)
Source: RefSeq, a predicted model, not a curated record
AUGCAGUACUCUUUCACCCUCUCCGCCCUCGCGGCCACUGCCUUCGCGCAGAACAACCAGAACCAGGACGAUCAAGCGGAUCAAUCUGUAGCAGGCCUUGCCUCCGUCAUCUCAGUACUCCAGACUGCCCUCCCUUCCAGUCUCAUCCAGGAAGCCCUCACAAACUCUGCCGCCGUCGCGUCCGACAUCUCCGCUGAAUUUGCGGCCGGCUCGACUCCAGCGUGGUUCACAGCUCUGCCCACAGACGUGCAGACCUACCUCGUCCCAUCACAACUCUACCCUAACGCCACCGCGACUGGAACAUUAAUAUCAGUUGGGCCAACCAACUCUGCGAAUGCUACAGGCUACGGGAACAGCACUAGGUCGAGCUCGACGAGUGGACGAUCUACGAAUACGGUGACUGCGACUGAGACGGGAGAGGGUUCAGAGGAGACCGGGGCGAGUGCUACGCAGGGAGAGAGUAGUUCGAGUUCGAGUGCGGGUGCAUCGAUGCCGAGCGCGAUAGUUGGGAUGGGGCUAGCCGGUGCGGUCGGGCUGGUGGGUGUUCUUGCUUUGUAG